Rhodamnia argentea is the source of this 762-nucleotide messenger RNA. RefSeq lists its product as uncharacterized. The coding region runs from base 90 to 503 and encodes 137 amino acids. The record is from RefSeq and is a predicted model, not a curated record. Lineage: Eukaryota; Viridiplantae; Streptophyta; Magnoliopsida; Myrtales; Myrtaceae. Gene Ontology annotation, cellular component: chloroplast envelope. The transcript has 3 exons.
CCGAAGCCAAUUAGAUAACAAGAGAAACGCCCGAAGUUUCACGAGGACGGAGAAGGAGAAGGAGAAGGAGAAGAAGGAGAAGAAGGAGAAUGACCAAGGCGAAGAAACAGCUGCUUUCUAAAGCCCCAUGGAGAGUGGAAGAAGAUGACCAGUCGGACAAAUUCAAGGACGCGAAGCUCAGAGUCACGAGCCAACCGGGACAGACUCCGACCAUGCACGUCCCUCGCAAGAAGAACAAGCCCGGCGACGCCGACGAAGAAGACGAUUCUGCUCUUGAUCCCGAGCUCCGCUACAGCUUCCAGCGGAAUUACAAGUUCCUUCAGCGGGUAUUUAGCAUUGACACCAUUGUCAAACCUCUUCCACCUGCCAUGGCAUACAAUGUCUCCAGGAAUCUAAGCUUCUUUACACGCAUUUUCACCCAGUUCUUUGAUCCAGAGGGAAUUGCGAAUGCACAGAAAUCGCUUGGUAUAGGACAAGAAGAAAAAGCUCGCCGUGUUCGUUAAACAUACAGUGAUAGGAUGCAGCACACAAUUCUAAACCAAUCUGGCUACAUUUUGGUUUGAUCCCAGGGUACAACAGGGAUGUCAACAGUUUAUGGUGGAAAAUUGUAGUGCGAAAUAGCCCUUGAGCGUUCUGAGCUAGAUCCGCGAAAUUUUUGUAAUAGACAAGAAGCACAUGGAAUUUUGUACCUUUUCUGUAUGACCUGUUGACACAUACUUUUUCAAAGUUGUGAAUUCUGAAACUCUUCCAUUAUGUGCAAAA